AUGUGGUUGGCCCUGCUGCUGCUGCUGCCCACAGCGCUGCGCCUGAGCCUGGCAGAGCCUCCCCAGGAGAGGGUCCCUCUUUUCCGACUCAUUCAGCUGGGCCCCUGGGGAAGCGGGGCCAACGACACCACGGGCUCGCCCUGCCAGGGGCUCUUCGCCACGGGGGCCACGACCUUGAAUCUGGCGAACCGCAGCCUGGAGCACCUGCCGGGCUGCCUGCCCCGCGCGCUGCGCAGCCUGGACGGCAGCCACAACCUGCUGAGCGCCCUGAGCGCAUCGGAGCUGGGCCACCUGCCGCAGCUGCAGGUGCUCACGCUGCGCCACAACCGCAUCGGCGCGCUGCGCUGGGACCCUGGCUGGCCCGCGGGGCUGCACACGCUGGACCUCAGCUACAACCAGCUGGCCGCCCUGCCCCCGUGCGCCCGGCCCGCGCUGGGCAGCCUCCGCGCGCUGGAGCUGGCCGGGAACCCCCUGCCGGCGCUGCCUCCUGGGGCCUUCGCCUGCUUCCCCGCGCUGCGUCUGCUCAACCUCUCCGGCACCGCGCUGAGCCAGGGGGACAUCGCCGACGCCGCCUUCGCGCCCCUGGCCUCCCUCGAGGUCCUGGACCUCAGCGGCACGCUCCUCAAGCAGGUUCAGCCGAGGUGGAUGGGAGACCUGCCCAAGCUCACGUCCCUCUACCUGAGGAAGAUGCCCAUGCUGAGGAGCCUGGAGGGGGACAUUUUCAAGAUGACCUCUGACCUGCAACAACUGGAUUGUCAAGAUUCCCUAGCACUCACCUCUGUCCAGACACACAUCUUCCAAGACACUCCUCGCCUCCAGCUCCUUCUGCUGCAGAACUGCAACUUGAGUUCCUUCCCUCCUUGGACCCUGCAUUCCUCCCAGGUUCUAUCCAUCAACCUCUUUGGCAACCCCCUCACUUGCAGCUGUGAGUUGUCCUGGCUCCUCAUGGAUGUAAACAGGACUAUCCUAAGCAGGGCAGCGGACACUGUGUGCGCACCAGCCGCAGGAUCGCCCGGGGCCUUCCCCGCCCCCCUGGCGCUGUCCCAGCUGCCCAGUGUGUGCCCCCGGGACCAAAGCACCACCCUCCGUGAUUCCAGCCCACCCUCCUCUGCGGGCUCCACCCACACGCCUUCCACCCCCGGUCCCUUCACCCCGCUGCUGAGCACAGCCCCCUCCUCUCAAGCUGUCACCAAGGCCCCCUCCCACCCUGUGAGCACCCCCUCACGAGCUGGCGGGGCGGGGGCCGCUGCCUCCACUACCGUCUCUACAGCAGGUCCCAGGAACUCCAGCGCUGCAAGCCCGGCCUGGACAGAGCACGAACCUACUGCCUCGCAUGUCCUGGACCCUAAUAUUUCAGCUGCCUCCCUCCCACUCACCACCAGCAAACAUCGUGGUCUCCUCCCUGCCUCCCGGAACCCGCUGAGCAUCCCCCGCACGACCCAGGCCACCCCGCAGGCUCCCCACCCAAGUCCUUCCGAGGAUGGAAUUCCAGUCUUGGUUUUGGACGACUCCAGUGAGGAGGAGGAGGAGGAGGAGGAGGAGGAAGAGGAGGGGAAGGGGGAGAAGGUGAGCACGCCUCCCCAGGGCGUGGCCUGCGAUUACCACCCUUGUAAGCACCUCCAGACCCCGUGCGCGGAGCUGCAGAGGCGCUUGAGGUGCCAGUGCCCCGGCUUCAGCCAGGAAGACGCCGUCCCAGACCCUCCCAAGCUGCAGGGGGUGUCGGAGAUCACAGACACGUCCGCGCUUGUCCGCUGGUGCGCCCCCAACUCGGUGGUGCGCAGCUACCAGGUGCGCUACUCUGCGGAGGGCUGGCCGGGCAACCAGUCCGCGGUGGGGGACAUCUACGCCACGGCUCGGCAGCACCCGCUGUACGGGCUGUCGCCGGGCACCACGUACCGCGUGUGCGUGCAGGCGGCCAACAGGGCCGGGCUGAGCCGGCCGCAGGCCUCGGGCCGCCGGGGGCCGUGCGCCUCCUUCACCACCAAGCCCAGCUUCGUGCUCAUCUUCGCGGGGCUGUGCGCCGCCGGCGGCCUCCUGCUGGUCAGCACCCUGGUGCUGUCCGCGUGCCUCUGCCGGCGGGGCCGGAGGCAGUGCUCCCACGCGCACCUGGUGGCCUACAAGAACCCGGCCUUCGACUACCCGCUGAAGCUGCAGACCUUCACUUAG
Myotis lucifugus (little brown bat) is the source of this 2166-nucleotide messenger RNA. It is a transcript of the gene LRRN4, whose product is annotated as leucine rich repeat neuronal 4. The record is from RefSeq and is a predicted model, not a curated record. Lineage: Eukaryota; Metazoa; Chordata; Mammalia; Chiroptera; Vespertilionidae. Gene Ontology annotation, molecular function: protein binding.